CACAGUUGUUAAAUGUAAGACGAAGACAUGUAGAUACUGUACCCAACAUGGCACAAGCUGUACUCAGGAUGCACAAAUAUGAACGACUACAAGAUGGAGUUACCGAGGCGAUUCAAUACUUCUUGGAUAGACUUUAUACUAACAGGAUUUCAAUUCACAUGUUGAUAUCUCACUACCAAUCCUUGCACGGUAUCACAAAAUCUGAAGGUGGCCUGGUGGGAACCAUUGAUCCACAUUGUGAUCUACUUCAAGUUGCAGAAGAGGCGUACAGUGCUGCAUCUUUGUUGUGUGAUAAUGAAUAUUUUGAUCAUCCUAAACUAGUUAGCACUGCUGUUGAUACUACUGAUGAGAAUAUAAAUACUAGGGGUAGAAUAACUGCAGUUUAUGUUCCGGCUCAUCUUCAUCACAUCCUCUUCGAAAUAUUCAAGAAUUCUAUGCGUGCAUCCUGUGAGUGGGCUGAGCAGAAGGAGCUAAGCGAGAUCCCGCACAUAAGAUUAAAAAUCUACAAGACUGCAAAUGAUAUUACUCUCAAGAUAUCGGACAGGGGUGGUGGUAUUGACAGAGCUAGAAGAGCAAAGAUAUUCAACUAUAUGUACUCCACUGCUCCUAAGGUUCUAAGUGAUGGUAGUGGUGGGUCCUAUGGUGUUGGAGAAGGCCUGUCCUCUGAAGCACUUCCUAUGCAUGGUCUAGGAUACGGUCUACCCUUGUCUAGACUUUAUGCCAGAUAUUUCAAGGGGGAUAUCAAGGUUGGGAGUGUUGAUGGUCUAGGAAUAGAUGUUUACGUCUAUCUUCAUAGAAUAUCUCAACUUGCUCAGGAGAACCUGCCUGUGUAUAAUCAUGUGUCCUCUACUAAACUUACAUCAACGUCCACCCAGGUUCCCGACUGGACUGAUAAAGAUAUCAAGUACUAAAAAAUCCAGAGUGUCCUUCCCUCAGAUUCCUUCAGAAUAGGGUUCCAAGUUUUUCCGGAAUAAUUUGGUUUUGCAAAUGUCGUAUACGGGAUCUUUCCUGAAGCUGUUAAGAAUGAAAAACCUUUAAACCCUUUUAUAGAUUAAGGGUUGAACGUUACUUAACAAUAAAGAUACGAAUUGCAGAAACAAAAAACUUUUUUGGAACGAUAAUAUUCGUUGGGAAUUGAUCCUAAAAUUUGGGUUUCAUAAUUACGUUUAGUAAGGCUACCCUUAAUUCCUAAAAGUUUUGAUGUUGCACUGAAUUCACAACAGCUUCAGAAAAGGUUCCGUAACUUUGUGCGAAAAAUUGAAAGCUCUAAUACAGAACCACGUCAGAACACAUUGUCUCUCCUUAAUACCUUACUUGUCCAUAUGGUUAUUCUUCUAUGUUAAAACCUGUAGUUUUUUUUCAGUUAUAUUUUUAAUUUUAAAGAGACUUGAAGUGGCGUUAUUAUAAGUGACCCUCAUUUAUUCAGUGGUAUUUCCGAUUUACUAUGGUACCCUUUAAACCUUCGUCUUGGUCAGUGUUUUAAAGAAAUCCUUAUUUUUUCAGUUGAAAAAUGUACUUGUGGGUUUGCCCUUUAAAGGGAGGGUCAUUUGAAAUAACGUCGACUGUCCCUUUAAAGGAUUCUCUAAUCUUGGAUCAUCACCAUCUCUGAAUGGAGGAUACACCCUAUCUGUAAAUGUUUUCCAGGGUGAAAAUCAUCUUAUUUUUAUUAUAAAUUAUAAGUUAUUUUCGGUUUUAAUUAGUUGAAUUAAAUUAGGUGCUAUGUAUAUUUUUAAGAAAUUUUCUAUUCUUGAUACUGAGAAAAGUUGUAAAAAAAAUGUCCCAAAAAAUCUAUGAAUUCACGGGACAAAUUUCAAAAUAACUAUUAUACUUUAAACGAUUAAAAUCAAAAAAUGUCUUCGAAUAUAUUUUGAAAGCUCAUGGAAAAACUUUUGAUACAUCCUACAGUGCUUGAAUUAAAUAUCCAAAUGUCGUAUGCCAUGUUUAUUGGACAUUCUGUAUGAAUUAAACUUUGUUAUUCGUAUAUAUAGAUUUGUAGUUUUUUAUUGUAUGUAGUCAAUAAAUAUUAUCUGCUCAUUGUUCAA
This is a messenger RNA of Eurytemora carolleeae, 2042 nucleotides long. RefSeq names its product pyruvate dehydrogenase (acetyl-transferring) kinase, mitochondrial. The transcript has 13 exons. Gene Ontology annotation, biological process: protein phosphorylation; regulation of glucose metabolic process. The record is from RefSeq and is a predicted model, not a curated record. Lineage: Eukaryota; Metazoa; Arthropoda; Copepoda; Calanoida; Temoridae. Gene Ontology annotation, cellular component: mitochondrion. The coding region runs from base 48 to 911 and encodes 287 amino acids. Gene Ontology annotation, molecular function: pyruvate dehydrogenase (acetyl-transferring) kinase activity.